Messenger RNA from Aspergillus piperis CBS 112811, 1140 nucleotides. RefSeq lists its product as uncharacterized. Bases 130 to 975 code for a protein of 281 amino acids. The transcript has a single exon. The record is from RefSeq and is a predicted model, not a curated record. NCBI's taxonomy places the organism in Eukaryota, Fungi, Ascomycota, Eurotiomycetes, Eurotiales, Aspergillaceae.
CCCCCAGCCUGAGCGGCCGCCGGAAAAGGGAAGGCUGCCUGAGUCACCGCGCGGAGCGAACGAGUCACCUUUUGGCAUUGAGCUCAUAAGCACAUCAACACGGUCCUCCCGGACACUUUUUUUGGCACCAUGGCCUCUCGCUCCUCUUCUACUUCUACUUCUACUUCUUCUACCUCUCCCUCCCCCCUUUCGACCUCUGCUUCCACCAUCACUCCUAGUUCCUACUUCACCUCUCUCGUGCGGAGACGCCAACAAAAGAAAAUGAGCAUCACUCAAACAUACUACCUCGCCCACACCGCCCGCAAGAAGCUCACCCGGGAAGCUUCGCGGGCAGACCAUGACCUCCGCCUCCUCGUUGGCCAUGCCAACCUUCUGGAUUCCCUCAUGCUGGAAUUGGCCGAUGCCGAAAGAGAACAAGAACGUUGGUUCAACCAAACCGUCAGCGGAGUGACCAAGACCUCUUCGCAAGGUUCAGAAUCCCGACACAUCCAAUGGGCAGAAACCGUGGUCGAAGACCCCGAGGAGGACUGGGAUCCCGAAGACCUCUCCGACGCCGACUCCGAUGUCAGCGACUCCGACUCCGACUAUGAUGAAGAUGAAUAUGAAGAUGAAUCUCACAUCUAUACCCCCGUGCGUCGGCGGGCCCCGUCACCUGUCGCCAUCAUCACCGAAAAGGAAGUGGAGGAGGAUUACGAUUCCGACUCGGACUCGGACUUUGAAUACGAUGACGCGGAAAAUUUGGAGGAAUUGACCUUGACCCGCUCACCCUCCCGACAAACCCCUCCCGACUUACUGUCGGACUCGGAUGGGGAAUCAGAAGACGACACCAUGCCCCCGUCGCCUCCCCAACCGACACUUGAAACAUUCAACGAGAAGGAACCUCAAACCACAGAGAUCCCCCUCUCCCCUACGGAUCUCGACAAUGGGUAUUACGUCCCUGGCCAGGCACGCAGCACGAUUAUCGAGGCGUACUGAUUGUGCCCUGCCAAUUGACGACCACGUCAAUGUACCAUACGUGAUACCCCUCAUCUAUUGUUGAAUUGUUCUGGAACGGUUGAUUUUGUUUUGGGCGAGUCGCCACUAUCAUAGCGGGUCCGGCGUUUUAUUCUGCGACAUGAUAAAAGGAAUUCUUUGGUUGGG